GUCUCCUUGGCGUAGCUCCAAUGGAAUCUGGAGGCUUUCAUGGAUACCGCAAGAUCACUAAUAACACUUCUCCAGUGUUGAAGCUAUCUUCUUCAGUAUCAGUAUCAGAGACCAUGAACAAUCACAACCACUCGUCGUCCUCGUCCACUGCGGCUGACGACAACGAAUGCAUCGUGAGGGAGCAAGACAGGUUUAUGCCGAUCGCCAACGUCAUCAGAAUCAUGCGCAAGAUCCUCCCUCCGCACGCAAAGAUCUCCGACGACGCCAAGGAGACCAUACAAGAGUGCGUGUCGGAGUACAUUAGCUUCAUCACCGGUGAGGCCAACGAGCGGUGCCAGAGGGAGCAGCGAAAGACGAUCACCGCCGAGGACGUGCUGUGGGCCAUGAGUAAGCUUGGGUUCGACGACUACAUCGAGCCCCUCACCAUGUACCUUCAUCGGUACCGCGAGAUGGAGGGUGACCGGGCCUCCAUGCGUGGCGAGCCACUCGGCAAGCGCACAGUGGAGCCACCGUAUGGGGCCACAGCGGCCUUGGGAGGUUUUGUGCCGCCGUUUCACGUUGCACAUCCCAAUGGGUACUUUGGAGCCAUUGGAGGGUAUAUGAGGGAGCAUGCGCAGAAUAAUAAUGGAGGGUCUUCAUCACAAGCUGAACCAAAUGGACAAUACAAGUGAACCUUGAAGGAGAUCGUCUAAUAAUGACGACGCUAGCCGGCGGCGAUUCUGGCGAUUAUAGUUGGUUGAUAAUGAUGAGGGAAAUCUAGGAAGAAUGAUGAUUGUGAUUAUGCAUGUGUUAAGGAAGAGGGGCUUGCCGGGUUUUCUUUUGUUUUUUUUUUCUUCUUCUUGUUUUUUUUUUUAUUUUUGGUUUUUUGCCUCUUUCUUUUUUUCUAAGCUUUUUUC
Molecule: messenger RNA, 896 nt
Organism: Prosopis cineraria
Lineage: Eukaryota; Viridiplantae; Streptophyta; Magnoliopsida; Fabales; Fabaceae
Product: nuclear transcription factor Y subunit B-6-like
Exons: 2
Coding region: 21-671 (216 amino acids)
Biological process (GO): regulation of transcription by RNA polymerase II
Cellular component (GO): CCAAT-binding factor complex; nucleus
Molecular function (GO): RNA polymerase II cis-regulatory region sequence-specific DNA binding; DNA-binding transcription activator activity, RNA polymerase II-specific; protein heterodimerization activity
Source: RefSeq, a predicted model, not a curated record